AAGGGCGGCCCCGGCUGCCCCGGCUCCUGCACUCACGCCGCACCGCGGAGGCGCUCGGAGCCCAGCGAGUUUGCAAAGAAGGGACGUCCCCUCUUCUCCCCCAACAAGCCUGAACGCCGGGCAGGGCUGCGGACUUGCAACCGGCUGUGCCCCGACUCGGAGAGGAGACGCCCCGAGCCCGGCAGUUGGAGCCUCUCCUGCCACCAGCUCUCUCGGCAGCGCCAGGACAGGGGGAGCCCAGCCAGCUCCUGCGCCCCGCAACAUCCUCCCCACCCGGCUGCUGCUGCGCUCCGGCCAUGACAAGGGCAGCGCCUCCUCUGUAGGGACUCCGAGACCUCGCCGCGCUCCUGCUGCAGCCCCCUGAGCGACUGCCCCGCGCCUCUUCCCGGGCGCCUGCGUCUAGCUCCCGAGCCAGCUGCUCCCUGCGCUCCCCCCGCGCCUCUCCGCCCGAGCACCGGCGUGCAGCAUGGGGACAGCCCCUCCGCUCGCCUCCCUGCUGCUGGCGGCGCUGCUCUGCCCCUUUCCCCCGGGCGGUCGCUGCAGCCCCGGGCCGCGGGAGGAGCAGGAGCUGAUCGUGCCCGUGCGGCUGGACUCCGCGGCCGAGCCGGCUGCCAAGAGGCUCUAUCGCCUGGACGCCUUCGGGAAGCGGCUGAGCUUGGAGCUGGAGCCAGACAGCAGCUUCCUGGCUCCGGACUUCAGGCUGCAGUACUUGGGCAGCCGCCCCCGGGAGGAGGAGGAGGCGGUGCCGGAGCAGGGAGCCUCGCUCGGGGACCAACCCGCAGCCGACCUGGCGCGCUGCUUCUACUCCGGCACCGUCAACCGGGACCCGAGCUCUGCCGCCGCCCUCAGCCUCUGCGAUGGGCUCCGAGGGGCUUUCUACUUGCAGGGGGAAGAGUACUUCAUCCAGCCGGCCAACGCCUCCCAGCAGCAGCUCCACCUCCUGCGCCGGCGGCUGCAGAGCAGCGUCCACCAGAGCGGCGGCUCCAAGUGCGGGGUGACAGACCAGAGCUUCCCCCUGGCCGCAGAGGGACAGCAGGAGCGCGUGGGCCAGACAGAAACUGGAAGCACAAGGAAAAAAAGAUUUGUGUCCAGCCCUCGCUAUGUAGAAACCAUGCUUGUAGCAGACCAAUCCAUGGCAGAGUUUCAUGGCAGUGGAUUGAAGCACUAUCUCCUGACUUUGUUGUCUGUGGCAGCCAAAUUAUACAAGCAUCCCAGUAUCCGAAACUCUAUUAGUCUGGUGUUGGUAAAAAUUCUGGUCAUCUAUGAUGAGCAGAAGGGACCUGAAGUUUCUUCUAAUGCUGCCCUUACCUUAAGGAACUUCUGCAGUUGGCAAAAGCAACACAAUCCACCCAGUGACCGACAUGCAGAGCACUAUGACACAGCAAUCCUCUUUACCAGACAGGACCUUUGUGGUGCCAAGACAUGUGAUACUCUUGGGAUGGCUGAUGUGGGAACAAUUUGUGAUCCAAACCGCAGUUGCUCUAUCAUAGAAGACGACGGAUUGCAAGCUGCCUUCACAACUGCUCAUGAACUAGGCCAUGUGUUUAACAUGCCCCAUGACGAUGCAAAGCAGUGUGCCAAUAUUAAUGGUCUAAGUCGGGAUUCCCACAUGAUGGCAUCUAUGCUUUCCAAUCUGGAUCGAAGCCAACCUUGGUCUCCGUGCAGUGCCUACAUGAUUACAACAUUUUUGGAUAAUGGUCAUGGUGAGUGUUUACUGGACAAGCCCCACAAACCUAUACAGCUUCCCUCUGAUCUCCCUGGAACUUUGUAUGAUGCCAAUAGGCAGUGCCAGUUUACAUUUGGAGAUGAGUCCAAACAUUGUCCGGACACAGCCAGCACGUGUACAACUUUGUGGUGUACUGGCAUCUCUGGAGGAUUGCUUGUGUGCCAAACUAAACACUUUCCUUGGGCAGAUGGCACCAGUUGUGAAGAGGGGAAAUGGUGUGUGAAUGGCAAGUGUGUAAACAAGACUGAGAAGAAGCAUUAUGAUACCCCUGUCCAUGGAGGCUGGGGAUCAUGGGGACCCUGGGGAGACUGCUCAAGGACAUGUGGUGGUGGAGUGCAGUACUCCUUUAGAGAGUGUGAUAACCCAGUUCCAAAGAAUGGAGGAAAGUACUGUGAAGGCAAACGGGUGCAAUACCGAUCGUGUAAUAUUGACGACUGUCCAGAUAAUAAUGGCAAAACUUUCAGAGAAGAACAGUGUGAAACACACAAUGACAUUUCCAAAUCCCCUUUUGGAAGUGGACCUGCAGUGGAAUGGACACCCAAGUUUGCUGGAGUCUCUCCAAAGGACAGAUGCAAACUUGUCUGCCGAGCAAAAGGCACCGGAUAUUUCUUUGUUCUGCAACCUAAGGUUGUGGAUGGCACCUCAUGUAGCCCAGAUUCCACUUCUGUCUGUGUGCAGGGACAAUGUGUAAAGGCUGGCUGUGAUCGUAUGAUAGGCUCCAGUAAGAAAUUUGACAAAUGUGGUAUCUGUGGAGGCAAUGGAUCUACCUGUAAGAAAGUGUCCGGCACACUUGUUAGUGCAAAACCUGGUUAUCAUGAUGUUGUCACCAUUCCUGCUGGAGCAACCAACCUUGAAGUUAAGCAACGAAAUAACAGGGGUUCACGACAUGAUGGCAGUUUCCUUGCUAUUAAAGCUGCUGAUGGCACAUAUAUUCUUAAUGGUGACUACACUCUAUCGACAUUGGAACAAGACAUUACUUAUAAAGGCAGUGUUUUGAGGUACAGUGGCUCAUCUGCAGCUUUGGAAAGAAUCCGCAGUUUCAGCCCACUGACGGAACCUUUAACUAUCCAGGUUCUGACUGUGGGUGACUCACCUCAACCUAAAAUCAAAUAUACUUAUUUUGUGAAGAAACCACUACAGUCUGGGUCUGAGAAAGCUUCCAGCAAAAAGAAAGAAUCUUUUAACGCCAUCAAGGAGACCAUCUUAUCUGAAUGGGUUAUUGAAGAAUGGGGAGAAUGUUCAAAGUCAUGUGGGUCCGGUUGGCAAAGAAGAUCUGUCAAAUGCAGAGACCUUAAUGGGCAGUCUGCCACAGACUGUGCAAAAGAACUCAAACCAAAUGAUCUCCGACCAUGUGCAGACAUGCCCUGCCCACAGUGGCAAUUGGGAGACUGGUCACCAUGUUCUAAGACAUGUGGGAAAGGAUUCAAGAAGAGAUUAUUAAAAUGUAUGUCUUAUGAUGGCAGUAUGUUGCCACAAGAAAGCUGUGACCCUUCAAAGAAACCUAAACAUUUAAUAGACUUUUGCAAUGUUACAAAGUGCACUUAAACAGUAUUCAGUUGGGAAAGCGAAAGAUUUUUUUUUCCAGAACAGUGCACUGAAAACAAGAGAGUUAGAGAUAGCAUGUGUGUCUUGCAUAUAAAAGUCAUGGUGAGGAUUCAUUGAGAGGGGACAGUACAAAUGAUUUUAGGGUGGUGUUGCAUCAUAAAAAUAUCCUGCAAAGUGCAGAUUUGAUAGCUUAGCAAGCCAAUGUCACUGACUCUUUCAUCUUCAGUAGAUAAAGCCCUAAGGCAUUAUAAUUUCCUUUUUAAGUCAGUUACAAGUUAAAGAAAACAAGCAGGGGCCAAACUGAGUUUAAGUAAACAUUUCAGAUUCCCCUCCCCCCCCCCCCCUUUAGAUUUGUGUUGUGGUACUGUUCAAGUCCCUAGGUUUUUUUAUGUGGCUUGGGAUGGGGGGCAGGAGGGAGAAAAUAGCUUUUGUCUAAGCUUAAAAUAAUUGGUCAAAGCUUACCUACCUCACAAAGGACAAAAAACAGGAUUAGAAAAGGAGUUUCAACUACAUUGUUCAUGGCUGCUAUUGUUUCAGAGAUUAGUUUUAUAGAAAAAUAAAGCCAUAUUCUCCACAAGUAAAGAGUCAAAAAUAACAAGAACAAUCAUUCUAACUUAACCUAACUUAACCUGCAGACAACUAGAAUGUUCUAUUUUUAAGCAUCUUUGUAUCACCCCAAUGUUUCUAUCCAUUUCUCUCAUCCAUGCCGAUGUAGUCAUUGUGACAUGCGUAACCUACAAAGCUGGAAUAAGUGGCAAUCUCCAUGGAACAGGUACUCUCUAAAAGUUGUUGCUUUUGGUGCCUCCUGACCAAACCACUGGUUUCUCUGGUUCAACUUUGGUUCUACCAUACUGUCAAUCAAAGUUAUUACAGUGAAGGUUUGAGCGCUGUCUCAAGUUCUAACUUUUUACCAUGUUCCGGCCCACACUAGCUUACUUAUUUGUGUUAUGCUAGAGACAGAUCAAAGGAAAAAGAAAUUCCCAAUAUGCAUGGGAAUCUCUAAUAUAUGACAUCUAAUAUUUUUAUAGUGCUCAAAUCACUUUUAUAAGGCGGGAAAGACAAAGCUGAAGGAUAGCGGGUCCAUCCACAGCAGUACACUAGCAGUUGCUUAAUUAAAAGUUUGUGCCAGUCCAUAGACUAUGAGAGAAUAUGGCUUUCCAUAUGUAUAUAGUAAAAUAUAUUACUAUAGAUUAUAUGUACUUUAUAAGUAUUUUAUAUUUCUUUACCUUCUGGGAAGGGUUAUAGUUUGUAAUAAAUGCGUAUAAUGAACCUAUUUAUUUUUAUACUUCCUGUGAUCUUCUAAGUUAUCGCUUUUUUUUAAAAGGACAUAUAACAAGGAUAGAGUAUUUAUACAGUAUAAUAAUAUGUUACUAGAGGUAAUAAAUGAACACUAUGAAUUUUUGAAAUUGUGUUUUUUAUUUCUACUUUAUAUAUUGAUUUUUUUUUUACUCCAGUGAAAGUACCUAAAAUCUAGAGUGACAUUUUCAAAAGUGACUAAGGGAUGUAGGAGCCUAAGUUUUAUAGAUGCUUUUGAAAACUUUUCCCAUGGUAAAAGGGUAAUCUUGGGUUUUGUUCUUUAAACACCAACAAGGUGCCCAGCAGUGAUUUCAUUUUUUUAGGGGAAAAAAUGGAAUAUGAGUUAAUUGAUAUUAUUGACUUUAAUCGGCUUACAGAUGGGACAGAACUUGUUCUGUCAGCUUGUGUUUGUAACCAACAACAUUUCUACAAAACUAGCUAAUUUGCCUGCAGAACUUAACAUACUUUAAAAUGUAUUACUGGGAAAGAUGCAUUUAAGUUAAUAAUAAUUAACCAAAAGUCAAAAGUUCCCUUAAGCAAACUUCUUGAGGGUAUGAUAAGCAGACUCUUUUAAUUAGAAGUACAUUUUUAAUGAACUGCUCUAACAUUUUUUGUAAUAUGCUCAAUAAUGCAAAUCAGAGUUUAAACAUCCAGAAACUGAUUUUUGCUCCCUUAAUUCUAACCCAAUGCCCACUGAGCUCAAGAGAAAAACUACUAUUGAAGUCAAUGGGAAUUUUUGUCUUUGGUUUUGAAAGAAGCAGGAGUAUGCCCAGUGUGAAAAUUGCAGGCCUCUUCCUGCUCUCUGAAAUCCAGUUGAAGUUACAUCUGUUAAAGGAAAGUAAAAUUUGGCACCGUUUCCUUUAGAAAUCUAUUAAAAGUGCCCUGACAAAUGUUUGGCCUUCUGUGUUGUGAAGCAGUAAUUAUCUGUUACUCCACGGGUGAUAUUCUAUCCCCAUUAAAGUCAGUUGUGCAACAUAGUACCUUUUCCUUGCUAUGUUGGCCAGGGGACCUGAAUUUGCACUAAAUGUGAUUGUGUUGUUAAAAUAUUUUGUAGUGUUUAUUUCUAACUUUAUUUGUGGUUUCAAUUCCAUGGUCUUUCCAUGAGAAUUGUAAGAGUAAAUAUUGUUUUAGUGUAUCUUAUUGCCACUAACAUUAAAUCAUAGCUUUUUUUUUUAAACACUACAGUUGAUAGGUGAGAAAUCAAAUGAUAGCAGUUUGCAAAAAAGACAGGCUGUUUUAAUUUUACACUGCACUUCUCCUCCAUAUCAAAUUUAUUUUCUAACAGAUACCAAGUGCAUAUAGCCUAAGUGCUUAGUUAUGCUUGCACAGUUCAUGCUAUCAAUUUGUGAACCCAGUGAGUUAUAGUAAUAAAAUUCCAGCAAUGUGGUGUAGCUAAGGAAUGGGCUUGGGCCCAAGAUCUCUAGUUGGUAGUCAGUGCCUUACCCAAUACUACAUACAUCAACCAAGAAUAAGUGUGCUGUGUAGGGCUAACAAAAAGAGGAAACUGUUUCUCACAAGCAUACCUAUGUCGAUUAAAGGCAUUCCGUGGUGCUGACAUCCUCUCUCCACUCCCAAUAAAAGGCUGAAAAGGCAUUUUUAGGGAGGGAAAUUAUAUUUUACACACACUCUUUCAGGCCGAAGGGAGCUCAAGCAAAUUAAAUGCAGCAGAUCCCUAUUGUUGCAAAACGUUUCAUAAGACCUUUUAUUUCUCUAUACAUUUCUAAAGUGCCUAUGCCCAUAUUAUCUGGGUACUCUAAUGAUUAGAAUGGUCAGUAUCUUUAGCUAAGAUAUAAAUGAGGUGGUAGUGGUGGGGUGGGAUUCUAAAUAUAUUUGUCCUAUAGUAGAAUUAAAGAUAUAAAUAGCAGUGACGAUUUUAUUUGCAUUCAUAAAAAUGUAAUGAAAUAAAAUGUUAUGAUAGGCUAUUUACUAUAUUGGUGUUUGUGGCACAAUGAACACAAACACAGCAGUGCAAAGGUCAGGUCAUUACUGAAAUUUGUAGCUCAGUGGACCAGGAUUGCAUUUUUAAAUUGUAGUUUUCUAGUUAGAAAACAAGAGCCGUAAUAUUUUUCUUUCACCAGUUUAUGAACUCUUAUCAGUUGUGCUAUAACUCUGGAAUAUGGCUUGUAAAUUCAUUCUUUAUUUUUUUAAAUGGGAUUUGGUUACUGAAAGAGCAUGUACCAAAUACAUUAUUUUAAAAAAUGUAGUUGAAAGUCUAGCACCAUGAAAGGAUACUCUCUUAUGUGACACAGCAAGGGGAAAAUAAGCAAAAUAAACUGGAUGUGAUUUAUCUGUGUGGCAGUUGAGAUUGCAAAGCAAUUAAAUUAUAUCCCCUGUAGUAAGAGUCUGCCAAUUUAUAGUGCUUAUUGCAAAGGAUUGGCCUGCACAGUAUUCCUUUUUUGAGUAAGAGCCUCUAAACAUUAUUACUGACUUAUUUAAUAUGAAAUUAGGUACAGAAAUAGAGAGGUAGAAAGGCAAGGUGUGUGCUUAUUUAGAGGACAUUUUAACAUAGGAAAUAAUCCUUAAAGGUAUCAAAAGCACUUUGUUAGAACCUGAUCCAAAACUGUUACUUAAAUCAAUGCGAAGUGUCCUAUUGUCUUCACUGGGCUUUGGAGAAGACCUUUUGCAAACUCCAGAUGGACUAUUUUAGCCCAGCUUUACUAGUUUCCUCACCCGACAGAUUCAGAGUUAAGCACCAACACUGUAACCUGCAUGCCCUUUCCCUCUAGGUUCAUACCUGGCAUUGUUCAUUGGGUGUAUAAGUAUCCAGCAGCCUCUCUAGUAAGGCAGAUAAUGAGCAGGCACUCUCCUCUUCUCAUCUACCAUUUCCUUCUGUUCCCCGAUGUUCUCAUUUAUUCUCCUCUUCUACCCACAGCCCUCCUGCCCCUCCUUUUAAAUUGAGGUUUAAUUCCAAUUGGGUACAGAUGAAGAGGCGAUCUAGUUACAAGGAUAUUUCUUCGGCAAAUCCCAUUUUUUCAGUAUAACCCUUUGGCAGUUGAGGAGGACAUUUAUCUAGAUUUUAACUGAGCUAAACUUGGCUGUCUCAGCAAUACCACCAGCUUGAAUUUAUUGCCAGAAAAUGAACAGCUGUAUCUGAGUUGUGCGGACACAGGAGAUGAACCAUGAGUCAUAAAAUAUUUUAUGCAGAAUAGCUACCUGGAAGUGCCCAAAUGAAUUAAAUCUGUUUUAUCUUAAUCAUCCUCUAGUUCAAUGCUCUAUGCUAUACUGUGCCAGUCCAUCCAAAGACUGCACUAUCUUCCAGUUACUGGUAGGAGCUUAUCUGGUGCUAGAGCAGAGGAUAAGUGAGAGAAAUAGCAAUUACAAUAAUAUUUCUUGAAGUACUGAACUUCUUUCACUUUGGGGUUUCCAGGUACUAAGGUUCUGUGAUCCGAAGUCUUUGAACUCCACCAAAAGACUCCCAAUGAGCUUUGAGUCAGGCCUUAAAUCUUGUAAGAUUACUAGACUCAAAGAACCCUAUUUUAAAUUUGGGCAUCUAAGUUAGGGAGCAGAUGGGCAUUUGAGUAGGAAUGUGGAUAUGUAAUGUUCCCUCUCCAGCUAAUUAGAAUGUAAAACUGUAUGGCAUUUGGGAAUCCAAUUAAGGCUCCCCUAUCUGAGAAACAGACCCAUAGUCUGAAAUAGGGACAGAUGUCCUAUAUAGUAUGUCAGUGGCAAGACUAGGAUAUUUGGAGCUGACAUUUUGUUUAAAUGAUUGCCAUAUUACUAAAAGCAGAAUUAGAAAGGGCUUAAUUUAAUCCUAGAGAUAGAGAGUCAGGACCUAAUUCAACAUUAUUUCAAAUGUGUUAAUGAUUGAUGGAAGACGCCGCAUGCAAUGCAUGCUCCUAUAUUCCCAUCCCUAUGGUCUAAGCAUAGUUGUGAAAGUAAGUACAUUCUUACCUGAAUCACAAUUUUGCUGCUGUUCUGCUGAUUGUAAUUAUGUAUGGUUUCAGACUAUAGACAUCAUAGAUGUUUUUGAAUGUCAUUUUGAAACAAAAUAACUUAAUAAAUAUA
Messenger RNA from Malaclemys terrapin pileata, 8572 nucleotides. It is a transcript of the gene ADAMTS1, whose product is annotated as ADAM metallopeptidase with thrombospondin type 1 motif 1. The record is from RefSeq and is a predicted model, not a curated record. Gene Ontology annotation, biological process: extracellular matrix organization; proteolysis. Gene Ontology annotation, cellular component: extracellular matrix. Lineage: Eukaryota; Metazoa; Chordata; Testudines; Emydidae. Bases 467 to 3271 code for a protein of 934 amino acids. Gene Ontology annotation, molecular function: metalloendopeptidase activity; zinc ion binding. The transcript has 9 exons.